CAAAUAGUGCAUUGUAAAUAACUCGCGUUUUAUCAGGAGUUGACAGCUCUCUCUCUCUCUCUUUUACUCCUCUCGCUCUCUCUCUUUAUCUUGCGCUCAUCUCGCUCUAUCAUCUGGCUGUUCCCGUUAGUUGAACAGGCAGCAUCGCAGGUGCGUUUCAGUUGAGAUUCGCGUGCGAACACACAAACAGCCAAAAUAAAGAAAGGAAAAUGCAACGCUGCAUAAUUAGCGCGCAUUAGUGAAAACGCGAGAGAAAACAACAACAUUAAUAAAAGAAAACUCAGCCAGAAAAUACUCACAUCAGUUUUCAGUGUGCGCUUUCCAAUUGAAAAUGGUUAUCGAUUCACCGCACGCAGCAAACAAAUAUUUGCGUCGCAUCUCGCGUGAUUUCUCCACAGUGCGUCGCUUCAGUAAUACGCCGGCUGUUACCCCAGCCACGCCCCCGCCCACGACAGCUCCAUCCGUGGAUGGAGACGAACCAUUGCCCAGUACGCCGCGUGGCAUUCGUAAGCGGCAACGUUUGCGUAAACGCUCCUCCGUCUCGUCAACGCUGUCGAAAGUUUUGAUACUCAACGUGCGUGAUUUGCUCAGAGCGCAGGCGGAUACUGAACCAACAGCGGAGCAUCAGCCACGCAGUUGGAUCGAGACAAACUUUCAGAAACGCGAAUGCAUCAAAUUUAUACCAUGCCCAAAGGACGAUACAAAAUGCUGCUGCGGCCAGGCACAGAUUACGCAUCAGACGAUUGCCGGCAUCGAGAGCGGCUCGCCGGGCGACCUCUGGCUGCCCACCAAGCAUACACGCCCACAGCCCACCGAUGCAUAUGGUACAAUUGAAUUUCAAGGUGGAGCACAUCCCACCAAGGCGCAGUAUGUACGGCUGUCAUUUGAUACACGACCGGAGCUGCUGGUGCAGUUAUUCACCAAGGAAUGGAAUCUGGAAUUGCCAAAACUUUUGAUCACCGUGCAGGGCGGCAAAGCCAACUUUGAUUUGCAGGCAAAGCUCAAAAAGGAAAUACGCAAAGGACUAUUAAAGGCGGCCAAAACUACGGGAGCUUGGAUUUUCACGGGCGGCACCAAUACAGGCGUCACUAAGCAAGUGGGCGACGCUUUGCUGCUGGAGGGGCAGCAGAGAACAGGACGCGUGGUCAGCAUCGGCAUUGCGCCCUGGGGCAUUGUGGAGCGCAAUCAUGAGCUGUUGGGUCACAAUCGUGAGGUGCCCUGCCACAGCAUUAGCUCGCCAAGAUCAAAAUUGGCUGUGCUGAACAAUCGACAUGCGUAUUUUCUGCUCGUGGACAAUGGCACCCAGGCCAAAUAUGGAGCUGAAUUGAUUUUGCGACGCAAACUGGAGAAAUUCAUUUCGAAUUUAAAGCUGCAUCCAUUCACACAUUCCAGUACGCCGGUUGUCUGUCUGGUGAUUGAGGGCGGAACGAACACAAUACGUGCUGUCCUCGAAUACGUGACGGAUUCGCCUCCUGUUCCUGUUGUCGUUUGCGAUGGUUCCGGCCGUGCAGCCGAUCUGUUGGCCUUUGUGCACAAGUAUGCAUCAGAUGGCGAGGAGCAGCCCGUGUUGGAAUCUAUGCGUGAUUAUCUCAUUGGCACCAUACAAAAAACCUUUGAAGUAGGCUUGGAUCAGGCUGAGAAACUUUACCAGGAGCUGCUGCAGUGCACGCGCAACAAGAAUUUGAUUACCGUCUUUCGCAUACAGGAAAAGCCCGAGGGCGAGGCACAGGAGCUGGAUCAGACCAUUUUAACAGCUCUAUUCAAAUCACAGCAUCUCAGUCCCCCAGAGCAAUUGAGUCUUGCAUUGACAUGGAAUCGUGUGGACAUAGCGCGCAGUGAAAUAUUUGUCUAUGGACAGGAGUGGCCCAAUGGCGCUCUGGAUGAGGCCAUGAUGCAGGCACUCGAACAUGAUAGAAUCGAUUUUGUCAAAUUACUCUUGGAAAAUGGCGUCUCGAUGAAGAAAUUUUUAACAAUACCCCGACUCGAGGAGCUCUACAACACAAAACAUGGUCCGGCCAAUACCUUGGGCUACAUAUUGCGCGAUGUGCGCCCGCAUAUACCCAAAGGCUACAUUUACACGCUUCACGACAUUGGCCUUGUCAUCAAUAAACUAAUGGGCGGCGCCUAUCGAUCGUAUUAUACGCGUCGCAAAUUUCGGCCCAUCUAUGCGAAGGUGAUGAACAGCUAUGCAAAUGCCUGCCGCAAGUCCUCGUCAUAUCAAUAUCAACGCUAUGCUGGGGCCAAUUCGCUGAGCCUCGUUACAGGACUGCUGCCAUUUACCACCGAAAUGGCACUCUUCGAGUUUCCAUUCAACGAGCUGCUGAUUUGGGCCGUGCUCACGAAGCGUCAGCAAAUGGCUUUGCUUAUGUGGACCCAUGGCGAGGAGGCGCUGGCCAAGUCUUUGGUCGCCUGCAAGCUAUACAAGGCCAUGGCUCAUGAAGCGGCCGAGGAUGAUUUGGACACGGAAAUUUAUGAGGAGCUGCGCUCCUAUGCCAAAGAGUUUGAGAGCAAAGGCAACAAACUGUUGGACUUUAGCUAUCGCCAGGAUGCGGAGAAGGCGCAGCGUUUGCUUACCUGCGAACUGCACUCGUGGUCCAAUCAAAGCUGCCUCUCGCUGGCCGUUGCUGCCAAUCAUCGCGCUCUGCUCGCCCAUCCCUGCAGCCAGGUGAUUCUGGCGGAUCUCUGGAUGGGCGGAUUGCGUACGCGAAAAAAUACAAAUUUUAAGGUGAUUCUGGGCUUGAUCAUGCCCUUCUAUAUCAGGCAAUUGGACUUCAAAUCCAAGGAGGAGCUGCAGCAAAUGCCGCAGACCGAGGAGGAGCACUUGGAGAAUCAGAAUUUGGAUAAUGAUGAUUCCGAUCGUUCGCAGCCGGAUGCUGAGGCUCUAUUGGCGGAUACUUAUUCGGUGCGCGAUACAAAAGUACACGAAAAUGGCAAAGUCUCGCUAACAGACUCGGAUCCAUCGCAAUUCCGCGAAUUCUUUCACCUAUCUGAGUUCACCAACGAGAUUAAGCAGCAUCAACCGCUGCGUCUGAAGAAAAAGUUCUACGAGUUCUAUACGGCACCCAUUACCAAAUUCUGGGCUGAUUCGAUUGCGUACAUGUUCUUUCUGAUAAUGUUCUCAUUUACGGUGCUAGUCAAAAUGGGUCCGAUGCCGCGCUGGCAGGAAUGGUAUUCGAUAGCUUAUAUAACGACAUUGGGAUUUGAGAAGGUGCGCGAAAUCGUUUCAUCCGAGCCGGUGGCCAUUACGCAUAAAUUCUCGGUGUGGGCGUGGAACAUGUGGAAUCCGUGCGAUGGCGCAGCCAUAAUACUCUUCCUCAUCGGCCUGGCCUUUCGCUUUCGCCCCAACACGAUGGACAUUGGGCGAGUCAUUUACUGCGUGGACAGCAUCUACUGGUAUUUGCGCAUAUUGAACAUUCUUGGCGUCAACAAGUAUUUGGGUCCUUUGGUCACCAUGAUGGGCAAAAUGGUUAAGAAUAUGAUAUAUUUUGUUGUGCUAUUGGCUGUGGUCCUCAUGAGCUUUGGCGUCAGUCGCCAGGCAAUACUCUAUCCCAACAAUGAGCCCACUUGGCGGCUGAUUAGAGAGGUCACCUAUCAGCCGUACUUCAUGUUGUACGGCGAGGUCUUUGCCGAUGACAUUGAUCCGCCCUGCGGCGAGGAUCCGCGUCAGCCCGCCUGCGUUACAGGUCAUUGGGUAACGCCUAUAACAAUGUCCAUGUAUCUAUUGAUUGCCAAUAUAUUGCUAAUCAAUCUGCUCAUAGCCGUCUUCAAUAAUAUAUUCAACGAAGUCAAUUCGGUUUCACAUCAGGUGUGGAUGUUUCAGAGAUUCACAGUGGUCAUGGAGUAUCAACAGAAGCCGGUGCUGCCGCCGCCUUUUAUCGCCUUCUGCCAUUUCUAUUCGCUGCUCAAGUAUUGCGUGCGUAAAGCGAAAGGAUUGGAGGUGCAGCGGGACAAUGGUCUCAAGCUGUUUCUCGAAAAGGACGAUCUGGAGCGACUUUACGACUUUGAGGAGGAGUGCGUCGAGGGCUUCUUCCAUGAGCAGGAAAUCAUAUUGAAUCAGUCGACCGACGAGCGCGUCAAGAACACAACGGAGCGCGUCGAGACCAUGUCACAGAAAAUCGAGGACAUCAAUCAAAAGGAGAACAUACAAACGGCUACAGUACAGAACAUUGAAUUCCGUUUGCGCAAAAUGGAGGAAUCAUCGGAGCAGAUAUUGUCGCACCUGGGCGUCAUACAUCGCUUCAUGUCCGCACAUACCACCGGCAAUGAGGAGCUGCUGCGCGGCUCUGUGAUGAACAUUCCAGGUGAGAUGCAUCGCAUGCGCACCAUCUCAAUGUCCGACAAUGAGGGCAGUGGAGGAGCUGGAGGCGGAGGCGGAGGCGGAGGCAGCGGCGGAGGAGGCGGAGGUGGAGGUGGGGGAGGAGCUGCUGGAAUUGCUGCGUCAUUGGGCCUGGGCGCCGCACUCACUUUAAAUUCACUACAGGUGAACAAUCGACGGCGCUUUAAUCGCUCGCUGACCGAAGUGCGACCGGAUGCGUACAUCUUGGAUGAGGGCACACACUUUGAGGUGGUGCCGCUGCCCGAGGAACCCGACGAAGUGGCCAAGUCCCGCGAGGCGCUCAACGAGCAGAUGGUGCGCAAAGCCUCCAUGCAAUCGGAGGCUGACUCCGAUAUUUAUUUACCCCUGUCGCAACGUCCAUCCACCUGUGACACGGUCAAGCGGACGCCGUACGUUACCGUGCGUCAGGAUACGGGCGCCAGCACCGAGAGCAAGGAUACCCUCACACCCAUGGGCAACAACGACGAUGAUCAGACUCUCGUAGGUGGCGACAAUUCCGACGAUGCAGCGCCGGACAUGACAUUCGAGGCUGCCAGACAUCGCGCUCUGCGUCAGCGCACCGUCUCGCUCUGUCGCCGCAAUUCGGAGACGUAUUCCCUAGCUGGCGCCGACAUCAAUCGCUCGCACAUCAGCCUCAAUCAGUUGACAACGCUCUCGCGUCGCCAGAUGAGUCUCACGCACUCCGAGCCGGAUAGCGAUAAGGAUGUGCCUCCAGUGCCACAGUCGGGUAAAUCAGUAUUGCAUGCGAAACCCUCCAGAAAUAUAUUGCUGAAACUGCACAGUGAAUAUACAUCCAUAACGGACGAGCUGGAGAGCGUUUGCCAUUUGAUUGCCUCGCCGACCGUCUCGCUGCAGAGCAACAAAGCUUCUCUGGAUCGUCCCAAGACUGAGAUGUCGCGUGCAGAGGCUGCUGCUUUGCAGGAGAAGAAACACUUGAAGGAGUGCGAGGAGAAUGACUACAGAAUAUUGGAGGGUCUCUUUGAGGCACGUGGCUCCAUCGAUGCCAGUGUGCCAUCCUAUGAGAUUGGCGUCUCUGUGGACUAUAGUCAUCGCUAUCCGCUGCGCCGGGAGACAGCCAUUGAGCUGUCGCCCUCCAAGCCAGCGGCUGAGGGAGGCGCCAUUGGCGCCGUCAUUGCGGGCGAUAGCAGCGACACGAGCGGUGCGGCGAGCAGCGGAUUUCAGCUGAAACACGAACGUCCCUGGCAGCGCAACUCGUCCAUGGAACAGCAGAGUUAUCAGUCGCCGCUGGUGCCGACGCGUGCCACAAGCGAUUUCCUAAAUCCACCCUACGACAGCAGCGGGCGGCUGUUCAAGAAGUCCAGCGAGAGCUUGCAAAAGAAUUCCAGCACAGACACGGACUACUCGGCGCAUCCGUAUCGCUUCAUCAAGCAGAGCUCCAAUGAGACAAAUACCUCUUUGACCGGCUCCUACAAUGUGGACACGCCUUCGCUGACCGCGGAGCCCAGUUUGGAUGCCGGCGAUUCGCAUUCGGCAACGGGCAUUAGCGUGAGCGUUGGCGCUGCUGGCGGCGCUGCGCAGGCGCGUUAUCAACCCAAGCGUACGGCGUCCGUUGGCGCUGCCGAUGGCAGACGUCUAAGGGACGACAGUUCCAGCUCGCUAGAUCUGACGCAGGCAGCGCCAGCAUUGCCAACGCGUCCCAUGCAGUUGAAGAAACAGUUUAGCAUGGACCAGGGCAAGCCCUUGUCUGCGCAAGCAAGCGCCGAGGCGAGCAGCAUAGAGGCAACAUCAACGGCUGCCGCUGCUGGUGCUGGUGCUGCUGCAGCUGCUCCGGUUGCUGCCAAACUGAUUUCAACGCUGAAGCCACCCUAUACCAGCAAGCUGGGCAUGAAUGUGCUCAAGGAGAGUAGCUCCAGCACCGAAGAGUCACGCGAUGGCGAACCCGUCUCGGCGACCACCUCCUCUUCGGCCAAGAGCAGCAGCACAGGCCUGGCCAUACCACAGAUAAGCACGCACCUGGUGCAGGACGAGAUAGCAAAACUCUCCUCCAAUAUCAAGAGCAGCACUGAGUCAGAAAAGGAUCCGCCAUAUAACGAAACAAUGUGUUAACUAACUGUACAUAUAUAUAUAUAAACAAUAUCUAUCUGUAAGCAAUAGAGCAAAGUAUCUGUAUCUGUCUGUUAGUCUAUCUGUAUCUGUUAGUGAGUGAAAGCGGGCGGCAUGAAGUGCGAAGAGGAUUCGCCAUUUAGCGAAACAAUGUGUUAACUAGCUGUAUAUAUAUAUAUAUAUCCAUACAUCUAUCUAUCUGUAAGCAAAGUAUCUGUAUCUGUGUCUUUAAAAGUAUCUUUAUCUAUAUGUCUGUUAGUAAUUGAAUCCACCUUGUGCUCAAUAAGCGUUGCUAGUCAACGAUUACCAACAAAAUUUUGAAGAGUAAUACAAACUAUAUAUACUUAGAUAUAUAUAUAACUGAUAGAUAGAGCGCAUAUCAAGCUUAUAUAUAUAUAUACAGAAAUUCACACUUGUCCAGGUGGAAUGCAGAAGCAAAUUUCAAUGAUUUUUGACAAUACAUAACACACAGAUUCUCUGUAUUUUUAUAUCAAAUGUAUUUAUUUACACAGUUGUCAGUUUUUAUUGUUGUUAAUUAAUGUACAAAAGAAGAAGAAGAAGAAGAAGAUAGGAAAGUGAGGAACUGGAAUAGCAAAUCAAAAUGCAUGCAUUUCACAUACAACUCAAGCGCAUAUUAUAUAUGUAUAACUGUUUUAUCUGUUUAUAAACUCUAUCUAACUGUUAUUUAACUAAAAUCGAAAAGAAACUAAAAAUACGAUUAGCUAUAGUUCCAAAAGCAUAUGAAAUGUCACCUGCAAUUUCACAUAUCCAAACAAACAACAUACCUACGAAACUUAUCUAAGAAGCAAACGCUAAACUCUAUAAAAAGAGAUAUAUAAACACUUAAAGCAACUUGUUGUACUUAUGCAUUGCCUAUAUAUAUGUUAUAUAUAUAUACAUCUAUAUAUCUCUACUGUUAUCUCC
Drosophila hydei is the source of this 7324-nucleotide messenger RNA. RefSeq names its product transient receptor potential cation channel trpm (gene Trpm). The record is from RefSeq and is a predicted model, not a curated record. Bases 332 to 6403 code for a protein of 2023 amino acids. Lineage: Eukaryota; Metazoa; Arthropoda; Insecta; Diptera; Drosophilidae. Gene Ontology annotation, cellular component: membrane. The transcript has 31 exons. Gene Ontology annotation, biological process: protein tetramerization; monoatomic cation transmembrane transport. Gene Ontology annotation, molecular function: monoatomic cation channel activity.